GGAGGCAUUUUCAAAAAAGUUCAUUGUUAUGUUGUGUUACCAGAGAUACGAGUGAUGUAUAUAUCUUUAUAAAUAUUUUUUUGCGAAUGAAAAUUUCCAAUUUAGAAGGAUACUAGUAUAUGUUUGCUAGUUGGGUAAAAAUGUUUGUUAAAGAAACGUGUGCAAUUGCAAAAGAUGGAAACAAGUGGGAAUUUUCUAAUUCUGUGGCUAAUUUUAUUAAGAAAGUUCGAGAUGAAGAUCGCCGAGUAAAUGAAUUGAAAAACCAAGAACUAUUAGCUACUGCGGAAAAUCCUCGCAUAAAACGUCAAGAGGAAACAACUGAAAUUUGCCAGGAGUUGAGAGACAUAAAGCGAAAUGAAAUGUUGCAAGAAAGACGACGUAAGCAAUUGCAAUCCAACAGUCAUGAGUUGCGACUGUUACAAGGACAAAUUCGUUCGGCGAAGGUAUCCCAAGAACUUAUUGGCCAAAAGGAACGCCUUGAGAAACUAAAAAAAGAAGAGAUGAGAAAAAAGCGCGAAGAAAAUGAUAAAUGGGCGGAGAAGUGUGAGCAAGAGAGACGAUUGGGUAUAAAAGAGGCGGAAGAACAACGUCAAUAUAGAGUUGAAUUUAUGUCAGGAUUGAAAGGACAAAUUGCUGAACAACACCAGCGUCGCCUGAAAGAAUACGAGGUUAUAUUGAAGGAUCGUGAAGAAAUCCAAAAUCGUUUGCGGCAGAUAAAGAAUGAAGAAAAGGCCGAGAGGGAAGCUGCUCUCCGUUAUCGUGAUAAAUGUAAGGUUGAAAUGGAUGAAUGCAUGCGCAACAAGAUUUUGCAAAAGCAGCUAGAGAAACAAACGAGCAAAGACGAUUUGUCGAAAUUUUUAGCUUACAGCGAUGAGCGUGAAGCAUUGAAAAAACGAAUUGAAGGGGAGAGAAAACGUUUACAAGAAGAAAGGCAGUCUUUAAGUGAACGCAUUGGAGCGCAAAUAGAACGCAUUGAAAAUGAAAGACAACAUCGGGAAGAAGUUUUGCUUUCACUACUUAUCGAAGAACGCAAGGCUAAGGAAGAUGCAAGAUUUCGUCAUAAUUUGGAGAAAACCAACGGAGAACGCUUGAGGCUACGAUCUGAAUUAGAAAAUUAUCGUGACUCAGUCAAGCCAGACACAGAUGCUCAGCGAAAAGAAGAAGAACGCUUAUUACAUGAAGAGCGGAUGCGUGUUCAAAGGAAGAACGAUGAAUUAGUUCGCUUAGCGGAUGAACGACGUCGCAAAGAAAUCAUGGAACACACUAAAAGUUUACGAACUAUUAUUGAUAUCCGAAGACGCGAACGUGUCGAAGAGGCAAUUGAGAAAUUGCGCGAGUCUGAGCGCUUAUUCGGAUUACAAAAAGAUAUGGAUAAAGAAAUUGAAGAGGAACGUUUGCGAUUGCUACGCUCUCAACCGCCGGAACUUUUGCGUUACUUACCAACGGGUGUAAUACGUCCAUCAGAUCGCGAACUUUUAAAUUUACCCGGCAGGAAUGAUUCUUAAAAAAUCUUUGCAGUUUUAUUUUUAUACAUUUAUAUUAGAUAUAUUUUCUACAAGUGCAAGCUCUUUUACGUUUAAAUAUAAUACGGAAGGGUGCGUUUAUUACAAACAUUUGAAAACGAACAAUUGGAUAUUAUACCUUCUAUAUUUCCUACCCUAGCAGAAA
Glossina fuscipes is the source of this 1668-nucleotide messenger RNA. RefSeq names its product meiosis-specific nuclear structural protein 1-like. The coding region runs from base 120 to 1505 and encodes 461 amino acids. Gene Ontology annotation, biological process: cilium organization. Lineage: Eukaryota; Metazoa; Arthropoda; Insecta; Diptera; Glossinidae. Gene Ontology annotation, cellular component: motile cilium. The record is from RefSeq and is a predicted model, not a curated record. The transcript has 2 exons.